AUGGCUACAUUCAAGAUAAUCAUCAUCGGCACCGGAAUCGGCGGCCUUGCCACAGCGCUUAGCAUUUCUCAGAAGACAAAACAUGAAAUUCUGAUUCUGGAAAGCAGUCCGAUCCUGACUGAAGCUGGUGCUGGUAUCCAAUGCUCUCCUGCUGCAACUCGCAUCCUCAGCGGCUGGGGUCUGCGGGAUCAAUUCGAGGCAAUUGCCGUACGUCCGGACUUGAUGGAGAUCAGACGAUACGAAGACAACGACCUCCUGGGCAUCUCUUUCAUCAACAUCAAGGGCUACUCUGUCCAGAUGAGGGGAUUUCCUCACUGGUUUGUUCAUCGAGUCGACUACCAGAAAAUCCUCGCGGAUGCCGUGACAAAAAGAGGCGUCAAGAUCGAGUUCGGGCAAAAAGUCGCGGCUGUCGACGUCGAAGAGGUCAAGGUAACGUUGGAGGACGGGAGAUCGCUACACGCCGAUCUGAUUAUCGGGGCCGAUGGAAUACACUCAAGAACUCGACGCUCAAUUCCUGGCCUGCAGGAUAUUGUCCCCCGACGAGUGGACCACUACUGUUAUCGCGCUAUUGUGCCCCGUGAGAAAAUGCUGAAGAAUCCGCUGACUGCUGCACUUCUCGAGAACGACAGUUUACAGGUUUGGGCUGGUGAAUUCAAGCAUUUGAUAGGGUACCCAUUCGCCAAUGGCAGGUUUUACAACCUGGUUCUGACGGUUCCAGACGAUGGGGAAGCUCCUCUGGGCCGGUACAAUGAGCCAGGUGACGUCUCGGAGAUGCGGCAGGUGUUCCAAGACUUCAACGACACGGUUCACGCCAUUCUGAAUGCCGUGGAUAAUUGCGCCAAAUGGGUUCUAGCGGAACUCCCACAAUUACCUUCCUGGUCGAGUCCAAACGGACGUGUUGUUCUUGUGGGAGAUGCUUGCCACGCCAUGGUGCCCCACGCCGCCUCUGGAGCAGUAGCAUCGCUCGAGGACGCCGAAGUUCUUGGUCUUUGCGUGGCAACUUGCAAAGAGGCAGCAGAUCUUCCCAGAGCCACCAAAGACUACCAGCACUUGCGCAAGCCUCGAGCCGAACGAAUCCAGGAAAUCUCGCGUCAGAAUGCCACAACUUUCAACUUACCUGAUGGGCCAAAGCAACAAGACAGAGAUCGUAUCUGGCGCGCGCAGAAGGCGAUGGCAGAGAAGGAGUUACAAGAGGGCUUCGAGGUGGCGGUCCUGGAAGAAGAUAAGAAUCAAGUGUUUCCACAUCCGGCUGUGGUCCAGUGGCUUGUCGGACACAAUGUCAUAGAAGAGACGAAGCGCUACCUUGCGAGUCGAGAAUAG
Fonsecaea nubica is the source of this 1320-nucleotide messenger RNA. RefSeq lists its product as hypothetical. The transcript has a single exon. NCBI's taxonomy places the organism in Eukaryota, Fungi, Ascomycota, Eurotiomycetes, Chaetothyriales, Herpotrichiellaceae. Gene Ontology annotation, molecular function: FAD binding; monooxygenase activity. The coding region runs from base 1 to 1320 and encodes 439 amino acids. The record is from RefSeq and is a predicted model, not a curated record.